GGAAGUACUGACAAAUCGUCUAGAAGGAAAUUAAAAAAAAUGGCAUUUUCAUUUUUAAUAGGAUCUUCUUGUUUCUAGCAGGAACACAAUUUUUUUAUUUUUUUUUCUAAAAGAUUGCACGAAUCAAGAGAAGUUUCUUGAGAAGACAAAGGAGAGAAGAACUGAACAAGUCUUGAAAUUUAUGAGAGAGAGAUUGAGAGAGGAUGGAAUUGGAGGAGAAUAGUAUAGAAAUAGACAAGAAAGAGGAAAUGAAAUUGAGACAACCACUUCUUGUGAAGAACAGGAGAAACCACACCUCUCAGCAUGCCAUUGUUGGUGUCAAUCUCUGCCCCAUUGAAAGCCUGGACUAUGAAAUUAUCGAGAAUGAUCUUUUUAAGCAGGACUGGAGGUCUAGAACGAGGGUUGAGAUCCUUCAGUAUGUUUCCCUCAAAUGGACACUUGUGCUCCUUAUUGGGCUAAGCACUGGGUUAGUUGGGUUUUUCAAUAACCUAGCUGUUGAGAACAUAGCUGGUUUCAAACUUUUUCUUACCAACAACCUCAUGCUUCAAGAAAAAGAGUUUCUUCCACUAAAGUUGUGUAAGUACUAUAGGUAUGCUAAAGAUGGUUGCAUUUUUGGUUCUGUAUUUGGAGUAGCUGCUGGGUUUGUAGUGGGUAAGGAAGGACCUAUGGUACACACUGGCGCUUGCAUAGCCUCUUUGUUUGGACAGGGUGGCUCUCGCAAGUAUCAUUUGACCUGGAAAUGUCUCAGGUACUUCAAAAAUGACCGGGACCGACGGGAUCUGAUUACCUGUGGUGCUGCGGCUGGUGUUGCAGCUGCCUUCCGUGCUCCAGUUGGCGGUGUCCUUUUUGCACUAGAAGAAGCAGCUUCAUGGUGGAGGAGUGCUCUUCUUUGGAGGACAUUUUUCACAACAGCUGUUGUAGCAGUAUUGCUAAGAGGUUUCAUAGAAUUUUGCAAGGGUGGUAAAUGUGGACUAUUUGGCGAAGGAGGCCUUAUCAUGUUUGAUGUCAGUUCAGCAAAGGUGGCUUAUAGCAGCACUGAUCUACUGGCAGUCAUAUCCGUUGGAGCCAUUGGAGGCAUUUUGGGAAGCCUUUACAAUUUCCUUGUGGACAAAGUCCUUCGAACGUAUAGCAUCAUAAAUAAGAGAGGUCCUUCAUGUAAAAUUUUGCUCGUCGUUACCAUUUCCCUUUUGACUUCUUGUUGCUCUUACGGCCUCCCAUGGCUUUCACCGUGCAUUCCUUGUCCCCAUCACCUGGAGGACCACUGCCCCACCAUAGGUCGCUCCGGAAACUACAAGAAUUUCCAGUGUCCACCUAAGCACUACAAUGGCCUCGCCUCACUCUUUUUCAGUACCAAUGAUGAUGCUAUCCGCAACCUUUUAAGCUCUAGCUCUGAUGGGGAGUUCCACCUCUCCACUCUGUUUGGUUUCUUUGUUGCGGUGUACUGCCUGGGCAUUGUCACUUAUGGUAUUGCUGUUCCCUCUGGUCUCUUCAUCCCUGUUAUACUUGCUGGGUCCUCCUAUGGGCGCCUUGUCGGGACUCUCCUUGGUUCUCACUGUGAACUUGAUGCGGGUCUCUUUUCCCUCCUUGGAGCUGCCUCCUUCCUUGGUGGCACCAUGAGAACGACUGUUUCCCUCUGUGUCAUACUUCUUGAGCUUACUAACAAUCUUCUGAUGCUUCCACUAAUGAUGUUAGUUCUCCUAAUUUCGAAAAGUGUGGCUGAUUGUUUCAACAAGGGUGUCUAUGACCAAAUUGUGAAGAUGAAGGGAUUGCCUUAUAUGGAGGCGCAUUCAGAACCAUACAUGAAACACCUGGUUGCAAGUGAUGUUCUUUCCGGUCCCUUGGUUUCAUUUUCUGGGGUGGAAAAAGUGGGGAAUAUACUGCAUGCACUCAAAACAAGAGCGCAUAAUGGGUUCCCUGUGAUUGAUGAGCCACCUUUCUCAAAUGAUGCAGAGCUGUGUGGGCUGGUUUUGAGAUCUCAUUUACUUGUGUUGCUUAAAGAAAAGAAAUUUACAAAACACAGGGUGUUGAUAGGAUCAGCAGAUAUUAUGAAUAGACUCAAAGCACAUGAUUUUGGAAAGGCGGGAUUAGGCAAGGGGGUUAGGCUGGAGGAUUUGGACAUCGAGGAGGAAGAGAUGGAGAUGUAUAUGGAUCUCCAUCCCAUUACUAAUACCUCCCCAUACACUGUAGUUGAAACAAUGUCCCUAGCUAAAGCUGCAAUUUUCUUUCGGGAGCUUGGCCUAAGGCACUUGCUGGUGGUGCCCAAGACACCAGGGAAGCCUCCGGUUGUUGGAAUCUUGACAAGGCACGACUUCAUGGCAGAGCACAUAUUGGGACUCUACUCGUACUUCAAUCCUCACGAGUAAAAAACGCGAUCAAAGUAAUUCUUUAGUAGUUAUAAAUACUCCUUCAAACCAAGUUCAAUUGAGACUAGAGGCAUCUUGAAGUUUCAAAACUGUGAGUGGUCCUUGAGAGUUCUGAGCACUUCAGUCAUCAUCUUCUGGGCGGCUCAGUGGUUUCGAGACUUGUGUUAUCCUUCCUCAAGGUUCACUCUGGAGCCUGCUGUGUUCUCUCAUUUGGGUUCUUCCGCAACCUUACUAAAUUGUCAAACUCAACAAGUAACCCUGUCCAGAUCCGUGCAGUACAUAUUUAUUUGAUGUAUGUCUUUUGAAGGAGCAUGUAAUCCUUGAUUUAUGUAGAGCAUACAGUCACCUGAAAUUUUCUUAUAAUUAUAUAAAUCAACUUUAGUGUCA
Messenger RNA from Prunus avium (sweet cherry), 2750 nucleotides. Lineage: Eukaryota; Viridiplantae; Streptophyta; Magnoliopsida; Rosales; Rosaceae. The record is from RefSeq and is a predicted model, not a curated record.